Molecule: messenger RNA, 6341 nt
Organism: Paramuricea clavata
Lineage: Eukaryota; Metazoa; Cnidaria; Anthozoa; Malacalcyonacea; Plexauridae
Source: the annotation of a GenBank genome assembly
CUUGAUUUCAAUUUUGACUACAUAACUCCGAAUUGGUGCAUGCAUGUAUUAUACCUGUCGAUACCGAUUAUUUUAAAUUGGCCGAUAAAUCGACUAAGCCGAUUACGGCACGAUUAAUGAUCGUUAAUCGGCUCAUUUUAAAUCUGCAAUCUACCUUCUUCGAAAACGAAUAAUAUAUAUGGGUGAAAAGUUCACAAUUAUACUAUAUCAGUAUAUGUCUAAAAACCUCACGAAAUUUAACAGAAAGUCUUGUUUUACUUAGCAAUGCGCGUUCACCUGUAAUUGUUUGAGUUGUUUCUUCAAUAGUGCGCUUGCUUGCAGUUGAAACCACCAGUCACACUUUUUGUUGCGAUCUACUUGUGACCUGUUGUCUCAGGCAACGACAACAAAGACAUGUCGUGAUCGUGAAUUUGAAUUGUAACCUUUUGAACAGUAAAUAUUCUUUCAGAUAUGAAGUUGAACUUAUUCAAAUACUCAGAGGUUGGUAUCUUUAGUUCUUUGAUUUAAACUUAAUUUUUUAGUGGAGUUUUUCUUUAACUUGUGAAGUUCUUGUACAUAGAGGCAUGUGGAUCUAACACUAACAACAGAUUCAUCACGUGCAAAACUUUGCAUAUACAUAUACUAUAUAAGUAUCUUGUAAUUAUUUUCACUAUAAAGCCCAGAUCAAAGGAUGAGAGUUGGCAGUCACGCGAGCUUGGUUAGCUGUUCUUAAUGCUUUUCCAACACUAUCAUGUAUUCAACAAAACAUAGUCGGAACCAUAGAUAUCUUAUAUACACAAGAUAGCGCAUCUCUUUUAGUAAAAUUGAAACCAAGAAAAUUCCAGCGGUUACCCCCAUUUGAGUAGAUGGCGGCCAUGUUGGUCGUUCCCACUUGCUAAUAAACGCUAGUUAAAAACAACAAUAACUUUCAUCAUUUGUAUAGUUUCAAAACGUAUUUGGAAUAGGGUUAACUUAAUGUUUAAGUUCCCUGUUUAAGAAAUAGAAAACAUUAUACGAGUCUUCUCAUUUCACGGUAACCGGACCUGAGACUGCAAUCACGGCUUCAAUUUUUGAAUUGCAGAAUAAUUAGAUUCACUAUAUCUAGUCAUGUAUAUAAGAUAUCUAUGGUCGGGAGUAGUACGUCGGAACACUGGAAUUUGAUUCUUCAAUUAGGCCUAAUUGAAAACAAGGUUGAAACGUCAUGGCAUGCGCCGAACUCAUUGUUCGAGGUUUAAUCUACGUCCACACGGGGCUGAGGAUUCAUUACGAGACGAAAAGUGUUCACACAGAACCAGAUGAAUUGUAGUCCCUGAAGUAUUUACGUACUUCAUGUUAGUUUAAUGUAUUGAGUUAGUAUUCUUCUCAAUCCUCUACCGUACAAAAUGGUCUUGAAAAAGACUCGUUCCGCUGUUCACAUGGCGCCGUCAAAUUUAGGAGCCGAAAACCGGUACAAAACGAGACCUAAUUUUUUUUGGUCUCGAAUAGUCGUACGGUUAGCCGUGUUGGAAUUCGUCCGGUUUCAUGUGCCCCGUGAAAACGCAAGGCGAAAACGGACAAAUUUGAGUACGGAUCUCCCCGUGUGAACGGACCUAGAUUAUAAUAGCCAAAUAGGUUCGGCACAUGAAAAGUUCGGCGUAUCAAGGUCUUAAAUAUUAUCAUCUCAUUAGGCAAUUUUUAAUAUAAUUUGUUUGAGGUUUAAAUUAAAGUACAAUUCUCUGACUGGUACUCCUUAUUCCCGCGUACUUGAGCUUGCACAAACUUAAGAUUAAAGGUGUACUUUUAGUCUUAAAAAUCAAAUGCAUAAAGUACAAGUUUCUGAAAGGUAUUCAGUAACUUGAAACAAUGAUUUUAAACAAGGAACACAAUUGCAUAAUAUACAAACACCACAUAUAUUAUAAUUGUUGGAGGUUUAAAUUAUAAGUUCGGCACUUAAGAGGUUCGGCUUUCGUCUAAGCCUUGAUGCCUGUGUACACUUGCAAUUUUUGCUGCGAUUUUAGGUGCGAUUUUCUGCUUCUGAUGCACGUGGACAAGCAGAUGAGUAUGAAUGUUUGAGUGUUUCACCCUCGUCUCAUCCACUCGUUCACAUCCAUAAAAAGAAGAAAUCGCAUCAAAAAUUGCAAGUGUAAACAGGGCUUUAGAUAUAAUAGGGAGCUUAAGAAAUCUACGUCGCGGACUUGACGAAAAACUGCCGCUAUUGGACACCUUAAGAUUGACGUUUACGGCAAACGUCAAACCGCUAGCGAAGUUUUUGAUUUUACCACUCUAUUAUAAUAGCAUUUACACCAGUUUGGAAAUAUGUUAAACAAUUAUUAAACUUGUGCUCUUUAGGAAUUAUUUAAGAAAGCAAAUUAACCACUAGUCGGGUAUUCACCAAAGCAGUAAAUUAAGAUUUGUCGUUUGAAGUUUACGUUUGGCGUAUAAAUUUCAUACUUGAACUGCUACGAGGGCUUGUAGUCGUUCAAGCAUGAAAUUUAUACGCCAAACGUAAACUUCAAACGACAAAUCUUGAUUUACUGCUUUGGUGAAUACAUGACCAGUGGUUCAUUUGCUUUCUUAAAUCAUUGUUAAAUACCACAAGUUUAAUAAUUGUUUAACAUAUUUCAAAAUUGGUGUAAAAGCUAUUAUAAUAGAGUGGUAAAAUCAAAAACUUCGCUAGCGGUUUGACGUUUGCCGUAAACGUCAAUCUUAAGGUGUCUAUUAUCACAGUUUCGCUUCACGGGUAAAAGCUAUGGAUUAUUAUAAGUAAUAGCAUAGAAAGAGGCGAAUUAGCUAUUAAAACGUCCCGCCCGAUGAGGGUCGUUUAGUAAAAUUCCCUUGGGCGCCGCUCGAUGAGGGUCAUUUAGUAAAAUUCCCGAGGGCCGAAGGCCCGAGGGAAUUUUACUAAAUGACCCGAAUCGAGCGGCGCCCAAGGGAAUUUUACUAAACGACCCUCAUCGGGCGGGACGUUUUAAUAGCUAAUUCGCCUCUUUCUAUGCUAUUACCUUGUAAUAUCAUGAUUGCGGGUAUUCCCGUUGUUCUCGCAGGGCCAUUAAAAACCAAUUAACAAUAAAUAAUGGUAUAAAUUAAAUGGUAUAAUUGUUUUCCAUGUCUUUGUUUAGUUUUGGCGAUUUCAGAUAUAUUCAUUUUUUCUAAUCGUACCCGCUUUGACGUCGUUUCGGGUAGGAUUACAACUAAUUCUACCUGACAUGACGUAAAAGCGGGUAGGAUUAGAAAAAAUGAAUAUAAUGAAGUGUAUUAGUUAUUAAUUGCCCUGCGAGAACAAAGGGAAUACCCGCAAUCAUGAUAUUAUUGUUGGUAAACGUAGCCAGGGACACGAGAAAAAACAAAGUAAAACUAGUCUCCAAUUAUUAGGACUGUUCUUUAGUCGCGUCGCAGAUGUGGUGCAUGAAAAAUACAAGGAGACAGGGACACUCUUCGCGAGCGAAGGGUGAAGCGUAUUUUAUAAAAUUACUAAUUACGUCAAGAAUUUGUUAAAUACACAUUAAAUCAUACCGAAGACUAAAUGCUCUCAGUUUAUUUAGUCAGUUCUAUCAUUGGUGAAAUUUCAAUAAAUUGAAACUUUUCCAUGCCUACAAGCAGACAUGAGAAAGCAGCCUCUAUAUAGGAACCCUUAUAUCACUUCUGAGAUCGUGGGUUAGAUAUGACGAGAAAUUAUCUGAACGGCAAAUUAAUUAGUAUUUUUUAAUCUUUUAGGCUUAGCUGAACAAAAACGAGGCCAAUCAACAUCAUAAUGUUUGUUUGCAUAGACAUGAAUGCAUUUUUUUAAUUAAAAACUGCUCUGCGACGGAUAAAGGUUACAAUUAUCGGAUAUGUUAUUGUUGCAACGGCAGAAAUGUUUAAAUUUCAGAACUUUAUGCUUUCCAUCAGGCAUUGGAAUAGACCAUCACGAUGUGUUUUUACUUUGUUAACUUUGCUUGUUUUCCUGCUGAUAAUGUUACGGAAAUUUGAGGGUAUAACAUGGUUUGUGAAGUUUUCUGCCGAAGGAAAUUACCCACCAGAAACACUGGAAGCUACCAUGAACAAGAAGGACUAUAACAGUUUGUACAGUGUUGUGGAAACCGUCAACCCUGCAAUUGCCUGGCAAUCUCUGGUGUUAAAUAUUUUACCAAGUUCUUCAAGCAAUGUAAAAAUCGGCAUGAGUACUUUCUGGGGAAGAGCAACAAACGAACUGGAAAUUAUUGCAUUAAACAUACAACAUAUUAGCAAUGACAUCUACAAGGCUGAAUUCAAACCGAGUUUUGGUGGUUUAUAUAAAGUGGAUAUAUACUUGACUUAUGUUAACGGGGAACAGUUUGAAUAUUAUGCUCGUCAUGUAAGAUCUAGGAUGGUGAAUGUAACCGGCUCGCCAUUUCUCGUCCUCGUUCAAAGCCGCCCUCGCCCGGAAAAUGUAACACGUUAUUGUUCACAGUCUGAGAGUGGUACAGCACAGGGUAGAUGGGUGAAAUGUGGAUCCUUGAGUGGUAUAGAGAGGUAAGAAAUGUGUUUGACUAGAAGCUAACAAAUCAUGGUGCCGACUGCGCAUUUAUGCAAAUGCGCGCUUUUCAUAAUUUAAAUUGUAAUUGAUUCAUAACAUGAGACCGUUAUUCAAUGUAAUAUCGUAGACAUAGCUACCUCGGAAUUCUUUGUUUCGCAAUGGACGAUUAAUGACUAAUUUACCUCAUAUUACUAAAACAUGAGGUGCAUAACCUCUUAAUAUAUUGAUAUAUUAAUAGUGAUGAAAUGUCCCUCAAGCCUCGAGAGGUUUAGUAAAAGUCCCUCGGCGCUGCGCGCCUCGGAUCGAUAACCGUGCGCAAUUUUGACUGCGCCAAUAUAACAUAUAACCCAUAUGCCAGAAGAUUAUAAUCUAAACUGUACUUUUGUCUUUAGAUGCGGUGGGUGGCAACUUAUUCCUAAAUUUGACUUUGAUGGACGUCAUGGUUAUUUCUGGCUUCCCUAUUCAUGCCAACUGCACUAUUACAAUAACAACGAGAUGAAAACGUGUCUGGCAAAAAAUGGUUAUGAAAGAAUCGUGUUCACAGGCGAUUCACACUCUCGCUUCAGGACCUACCACUGGGCAACACGACUUUACGGCGCAUGCAAGAAAUGUGGCAAAAACCAUGUGAAGACAGUUUUUGAUCACGUGCCCAAGAUGGAAUGGAUCUUCGAUGCACGUGGUACUCGGUGGCCUGCGACGUUUCCGAAGUCAGUCCGAAGACCGAACGAAAUCUAUGUUCAUCCCAAGACUAGACGCUCGCAUUUCUCGUACUCAUUUCCAAAUUCGACCCUGAACGGUGACCUCUAUUUUAUGAAUUUUGGCCAUUGGCUUUUACGCGAGAUGACGUUUAAAAAGUACAUGGCGGAAAAAGUGGUUGCUUAUUUACAAGGAGUUACAUUGAUGAAUAGUACAAGAUGGAUUUCUCACUCGAAAAAAGGAAUCGCAAAAGACGUAAACCUUUUGGAUCAUAGAAGACGGGUAUCGAAUUCAAAAGCGAAGCGAAAAAGAUUCUUAUGGGUGAAUAGCUUGAGUCUAAAAUGGCGCGAAGAUAAACACGUUACUAAUUGGACAAUGACACCAUCGCCUUCAACGAUUGGUUAUUUGAAUUCCUUUCUGGAUCAAGCAAUGAGAGACGCGGGUAUUCAGGUUGUGGACGCCUUUCAGAUAUCCAACCCGCGCCUGAGUGCCGUCCAUGAUGCAACUCAUUAUGCUAAACUAUUCCCCGAUGGUAUCUGUGCUGGAGUCGUAGAAAAUACCGUCACUAAUGUUAUCUUAAAUGCCUUGUGCAAUGAAUGAUGACAAGAUUUUAUAAGAUUUUUUGUAUGGUCAAAAUUUUAAAACAAAGUAAUAGGAAAUUAAUGAAUUAUAUACUUGGAAAGAACUUUUAAAAUUAUGUAUAGAAUUCCAUUAAUCUUUUGUAAAUAUUUUGACUGCAAGGUUUGAUGGGAAUUUUAUAACUUUUUUCGAUCUUCCCAGCUGCGAAAAAUGUAUCUAUUCUUUGUUUGCAAUCACGUGAUUUUUCAUCCAAAUACGGAAUGGUUGUAGCAAGAAAAACUGAACGGUAAUUCAUCUUUUGAGUCUUAAACAGUCUUUAAACUCGAUCAAUACAUCAAAAUAGCCGUUUUUUGUUAUACCUGCCAGUCAGCUGAAAUUCCAAAAUUAUGUCAUUGCAAACAAGGCCUGGGGCCAGUUGUUCAAAGGUGGGUUAGCGCUAACUCUGUCCCUGGGUUAAAAUUUAACCUGCUGUUUUAGUUUGUGUAUUUCUACACGUCUGUUUAUUUCAAAACUUCAGAGAAGUAAACUCUUAUCGAUCCAGACAAGAUCUCUGAAGAAAUAUUUCCAAAUUUAUAGACAAGCUGUCAGGAAGUUUGCUUUGAAUUUUACGUUA